Closterium sp. NIES-65 is the source of this 1188-nucleotide messenger RNA. NCBI's taxonomy places the organism in Eukaryota, Viridiplantae, Streptophyta, Zygnematophyceae, Desmidiales, Closteriaceae. The record is from the annotation of a GenBank genome assembly.
AUGGUUCGGGAGCGCGCAGCGGAGCAAGCACCUUCGAGCGGCCAGCAAGGAGGAAGUGGUGUAGGAGGAGCUGUGCACGAAGCUCCAACUGCCGUGGGCAUUGGCGGAGGAGCUGUUGCACUGAACGUUGACGUGGGAUUGAUCGGGACGAGCUACGGUCAAUUCAAGUUUGGAGUUGAACACAUCUCCGUGACGCCGCUGCUGGAGGGAAGGCACGACCUUACCGCCGCUCUCACUCGCUCACUCACGCGCUCUCUCACGCGCUCUCUCAUGCGCUCUCUCACGCGCGCUCUCACGCGCUCCCUCACGUGCACUCUCACGUGCACACUCACGCACACUCACGUGCACUCUCACGUCCUCUCUCCUGCACUCUCUAACGCACUCUCGGACACGCUCUCUCACGCUCUCUCAAGUGCUCUCUCAAGCGCACUCUCACGCGCUCCCUCACGCGCACUCUCUCGCGCAUUCUCUCUAUCACGCACUCUCUCACGCGCUCUCUCGCGCACUCUCUCACACGCUCUCUCGUGCACUCUCUCAUGCGCUCUCUCGCUCGCACUCUCACUCGCCCUCUCACGCGCUCUCUCACGCGCACUCUCACGCGCACUCUCAUGUGCUCUUUCACAUGCUCUCUCACGCAAUCUCUCAUGCGCUCUCUCACAAGCUCUCUCAUGCAAUCUCUCAUGCGCUCUCUCACGGGCUCUCACGCAUUCCGUCGCACUCCCUCUUGCUCACUCUCUUGCGCAUUCUCUCUCUCACGCGCUCUCUCAUGCACACUCUCUCGCACACUCUCACGCGCUCUUUGAUGCAAUCUCUCACGCGCUCCUUCACGGCUCUCUCAAGCACUCUCUCACGCAUUCUCUCACGCGCUCUCUGACACGCGCUCCCUCACGUGCACUCUCACGCACUCUCUCAUGCACUCUCUCGCGCGCUCUCUCACGCGCUCUCUCACGGGCUCUCACACACUCCCUCACGUGCUCUCUCUCGCGCAGUCUCUUGCGCAUUCCCUCUGUCACGCGCUCUUUCUCGCGCACUCCCACGCGCACUCCCACGCGCUCUCUCAUGCGCUCUCUGACGUGCUCUCUCUCGUGCACUCUCACGCGCACUCGCUUCUCUCACACGCUCCCUCACACGCUCUCUCACGUGCACUCUCACGCGCUCUCUCACGCGCUCACGAUCUCUCACUCGUGA